Caenorhabditis briggsae is the source of this 528-nucleotide messenger RNA. NCBI's taxonomy places the organism in Eukaryota, Metazoa, Nematoda, Chromadorea, Rhabditida, Rhabditidae. The transcript is spliced from 4 exons. The record is from RefSeq and is a predicted model, not a curated record. Bases 1 to 528 code for a protein of 175 amino acids.
AUGCCCCGUCAACGACGUCAAGGAAUCGUAUACGAUGUUCGUGAGCAAGGAACUGCCCGUCUCAUAUUUGAUGAAAACCGUACUAAAUUUGAUGGAGUCCUUGACACAAUCUCUGGCGAGACGAUGUUGGUCCGUGGUCGUGUGACGUCAUCAGCUGAUCUCGCUAGUACCUCAGCCACUGCUGAUGGAAGUAUCGUAAUGGAUGUAGAUGUUGUGGACGGAGAAGAAGGAUCUGCAUUCCAUGUGACUGGUGUCAAGGUUUUUGUCGAUGAUGAGCAUGCCGCAAUCGACUCAACAGCCAUCAAGUUCGAGGCACUCGAUCGGUUGAUUGGCAUGAAAGCAGCUGUCGAAAUCCAACAACACAUUAGCCCAGAAAUCGCCGAUGACUCGAAGGAAGUAUUCGUAGGAAAAAUGCAGAUCCAUCUUCUCACAUCGCACCGUCCAUCCCCAUCGACACGACGUGAAUCUAUUUGUGCUGAGAACAACGAUAUUAAAAUUUUGGAGGUGUCAGAUGAUUUCUUGUCUUAA